AUGAUAUACCGAGGUUCAGGGUCAAAAACUGAAGAAAAUCUGACGACGCAACAUGUGCACAGCCCCAAACAAUGUGACGGUGGACACCCCGGAGAUGAUCACAAUGGCGGCGAACCAAUAGGAACAAAACAAGCUGAAGGUACACAGCCUAAAAACAAUCAAAAGGGUGGAGCAAUCAAAGCACCCACACAAAGUGCGGGUGGACAGCCCGGAGAUGACCAGGAGGAACGUGCAUCAAAAGAAUACAAACCACAUGAAACUACAAAGAAGUCUGAAACCAGUGACAAUGGUAAAAAAAGUGAAUUGACAAAGCAAGGCACACUCGAUGGAGAUCCCACCGAAACAGUUCGGCAAGGUCCCGUAAUCACUGGAGCAGCUACCCAUGGUGACGAUAAAACGAAGUUUGGCACCACCGACAGUCGUAAAAUGGGUGAAUCAACAAAAGCAGGUGCAGCAGGAGGACGUAACACUGGAGCAGCCACAUAUCCGGGAGGCAUCACACUAGGGACGGCAGGUGUUGGGUUCACCACCACAGCAGCCGCACAACCUCGACAGACAUGGGACUUGGGAUCGCAGGAAAGUGGCGAGAGAGUUCUGACGACGAAAGCUGGUGCACAAGGUGGACGUAACACUGGAGCAGCCACACAUCCGGGAGGCAUCACAGUAGGGACGGCAGGUGUUGGGUUCACCACCACAUCAGCCGCACAACCUCGACAGACAUGGGACUUGGGAUCGAAGGAAAGUGCUGAGAUAGUUCUGACGACGAAAGCUGGCAUGACAGUUGGACUGGCUGGUGUUGGAUUCACCACCACAGCAGCAGCACAACCUCGACAGACAUGGGACUUGGGAUCGAAUGAUAGUGGUGAGAGAGUUCUGACGACGAAAGCUGGUGCACAAGGAGGACGUAACACUGAAGCAGCCACACAUCCGGGAGGCAUCACUGAAGGAACAGCACGGCUUGGAUUCACCACCACAGCAGCCGCACAUCCUGGAGCAAAAUCGAUCUCCGGAUACAAUGAGAGUGCUGAGAGAGGUGCGACGACAAAAGCUGGUGCACAAGGUGGACGUAACACU
Messenger RNA from Rotaria socialis, 1074 nucleotides. The record is from the annotation of a GenBank genome assembly. Lineage: Eukaryota; Metazoa; Rotifera; Eurotatoria; Philodinida; Philodinidae.